AUGACCAAUUUGAAACAAUACAUCGAGAAUUACAAUAGUAAUCGAGACAAGAAUCAACUGGAGGGAUGGAAGCAGCGAGUUGAAACACUUUAUCACGAUUUCCAAUCGAAUCGACUUCAGAUUGAAAUAUCAUCAAGUGAGAAAGCGGAUGAUGAUUCAGAAGAUGAAACUUUCAUCAAGAGUGAAGAGGUGAAUCGCAGUAUCCGACAACAAUUCGAGAAUGAUUAUAUUUACGCAUAUAGUUUUCUCGCCACCGAAUUACGUAAAACGAACGUGAUGCCUGAUAGUGUAGACCAAUCAAUAGUUCCUGCUGUCUCGUGUCCGCCGUCUUCUCCGCUUUCGCGAAUUAAGUUACCAGAAAUUCGACUUCCCACAUUCGAAGGUUCGGUCUCAGAGUGGAUAACUUUUAGAGAUACCUUUAAGUCGCUCAUAGAUGGGAAUAGCCAAUUGUCCCAAAUAGAUAAGUUUUCGUAUCUGGUGGCAUCUUUGGCGAAGGAUGCUAGGAAGGUGAUUGAAUCGGUCGAGCUCACCGCCGCUAACUAUUCAGUAGCGUGGAGUUUAUUGGAAUCAAGAUAUGACAAUAAAAAGCUCAUAGUGAAAACGUAUAUUGAAUCGCCGUUUGCGAUAGAAUCCAUGAGAAAGGAAAAUUAUGAAUCCCUCAUGCGAUUAAUAGAUGACUUUGAACGCAAUCUUUGCAUGAUCGAUAAAAUAGGUGUUCCAACAGAUGGCUGGAGAGUUAUCCUGGCUCACAUGGUAUGUGAUCGUCUAGAUGCCGCCACGCUUAGACAGUGGGAAACUCAUAAUAAAUCAAAUGAAGUUCCCACUUACGGAGAAUUAAUCGCAUUUCUUAAAACCCAACUUGCGGUUCUACAAUCGUUGCCAACAUCGAAUUCUCGUUACCAGGAGUCUCACAAGAUUGAACACAAACGAUCACUAAAAUCAAGGCUCAAUAACGUUUACACCAUCACCAAUCCAACGGAUUACACCUGCCCGUUUUGCUCCAAAUCUCCACACUCGCCAUUCAAAUGUGAAGUUUUUCUAAAAUUAUCGAUAUCGCAACGCUUUGAGCAUGUUAAGAGCAAAAACCUCUGCAUCAAUUGUCUAUCGCCUUCUCAUUUAGUUCGAAAUUGUACGUCCAGUUCAUGCAGAGUCUGUAAUCAAAAACACCACACCAUGCUUCACCAACCCUCCAAUGAUCGCCCACCUACUCAGUCGAAACCACCAACACCUCUCGUUCAGAAUAUCGCACCGACGAAUCAGAAAGCACAACCUAAUUCUUCAAACCAAUCCUCACAACGUUCCGUAUCGUCUUCGCUAACCCAAACGCCAUCAGCCUCUGCCACCGUCUCUAGCCUCGCUUCCACUACAAUGGUUGGAACAAAUCGGAAAGUUCCAGCAACAGUGUUACUACAAACAGCGAUAGUGAAGGUUUACAAUUCUAACGGUCAAAUGCAGUGGGCCAGAGCAUUGCUAGAUCCUGCUUCACAGUUGAUUCUCAUUACCGAGAACCUCGUUCAAAAGCUUAAGUUGCGCCGCCAUCCCGAUCGUCAGGAGAUCGGUGGUGUAGGCAACUCAAUUAUCGUUUCGCAUCAUACUGUCGUUGUUCGAAUGGGAUCCCACUGCACAGAAUUUGUUAUGAAUGAACCAUGUCAUGUUUUACGAAAAAUUACCCGUGAUCUACCAGCUAGAAAUAUCGACAUCUCGCUUUGGAAUCUUCCUCCACAUAUUGUCCUAGCAGAUCCAAAUUUCGACAAACCUGGACCGAUAGACAUACUCAUAGGUAUGGAAAAAUACUACGACUUAUUACUUGAUGGAUGCUCCAGAAUAACUCCGGAAAAGGCGAUCCUUCAAAAUACGGUCCUCGGUUGGGUGGUAUCAGGGAAGGUUGGCAAUGACUCACAUCCAGCCCGAGCCCCUAUAGUGGCUCAUGUAUGCAGCAGCGAUGGGCUUGAUGCUCAGUUGUCCCGAUUCUGGGAAAUGGAAUCUUGCUGGUCUGAUAGCACGCAUUCCGUCGACGAAAAUUUGUGUGAAGAGCAUUUUGCAGCUACAACGUUUCGCAAUAACACUGGUCGAUUUGUGGUUACUCUUCCCAAACGACAUUCGGUACUAACUGAGUUGGGUAACUGUGAAGAGAUAGCAACUAGAAGGUUCAUUGCCUUGGAACGCCGACUUGAUACGCAGCCUGCGCUGAAAAAGGCGUACACAGCCUUCAUAGACGAAUACCUCAAGUUGAAUCACAUGAGAGAAAUUACAAACGUAGAAAAACCAAAAUCAUCUAAUCCUACCUAUUUCUUACCGCACCACGGUGUUGAAAAGACAGACAGUACUACCACCAAACUGAGGGUAGUUUUCGAUGCCUCUUGUCGGACAGAAACCGGAAUCUCGUUGAAUCAAGCUCUAAUGGUGGGUCCAGUCGUCCAAGACGAUCUGUUCUCCAUACUUCUCCGGUUUCGAGUACAUCGUUUCGCAAUCAUCGCAGACAUCGAAAAGAUGUAUCGCCAGAUACGACUUUUACGUGGAAUAGACGUGUUGAGCGGAAUAGACGACGAAGAACAAGGAAAAGCACUCUGCAAGGAUUUAAUAAAUGUGUUGCAGUCAGCCGGCUUCAGCUUACGUAAAUGGGCAUCAAACUCCGCCACCAUACUUUCCGAAAUUCCAUCGGAAUUGUACGACGAACGUUCGAUAUUCAACCUGGAUUCGAAUCCUCCACCCAUCAAAACUUUGGGUUUACAGUGGGAACCAUCCUCUGACAGAUUUCGCUACACUGUUCCUAAAUGGUCGCAACCAAAAUCCAUCUCGCGUCGUAUCGUUAUUUCGGAUGCAGCACGACUCUAUGAUCCCCUCGGUUUAAUUGGUCCUGUUGUAGUUCUCGCAAAAAUAUUUAUCCAAACACUUUGGCGAUCCUCCAAGAACUGGGACGAUCCUUUGGAUGAAGAUAAGCAGCGUUACUGGUUCGAAUUCCGCAACAAUUUGGAAGAUGUAUCUAGCAUUUCCGUACCCCGUUGGUUAAUCUGCAAUGACUCCCCAACGGUCAUCGAAAUUCACGGCUUCUGUGAUGCCUCCGAAAAGGCAUACGGAGCAUGUCUUUAUUUGAGAACCGAAUCAAUAAAUGGAAUUCGAUCAGUGUUGAUGACAGCCAAAUCUAAAGUAGCUCCUCUAGGAGAUUCAAAAAGGCAGAAACGAGUUUGCCUUCCAAGAUUGGAACUAUCGUCGGCUCUUUUAUUGAGUCACUUAUACCAUAAAAUCAAAUGCAGCGUACCACUGACUGCCAAUUCAUUUUUCUGGACUGACUCAAUGAUUACACUUCAUUGGUUUAAUGCCGUUCCCUCACGUUGGAAGACGUUCGUUGCAAAUCGGGUUUCAGAGGUGCAAAACCUAACAGUCGAUGGUAUCUGGUCGCACGUUCCCGGCAACGACAAUCCUGCAGAUGUUAUAUCCCGUGGAAUGCAUGCGGCACAACUGAAGGACACUGCAUCCUGGUGGCAUGGUCCUGCCUGGUUGAGCCAAUCAUCUCGAUUUUGGCCCCCUCUGAACCACAAAACGAACAUAGAUCUACCCGCAGAAAUUCUCGAACAAAAGCCAAUUGCUUUACACAUAAGCCAAUGUACUCCAAACGAAAUAUUUUAUCUUCGUUCCUCAUUCACGGCUCUAGUCCGUAUUAUAGCGUUUUUGAAUCGAUUCAUACAGAACUGUCGAACCAAGAUUCCCAUGAAUAGAAAAAUCGGAUUCUUACAAACGAAUGAAUUGGAUGAAGCCACCAAAAUACUCGUUCGUAUAGCACAAGCUGAAGUUUUCUCCAAGGAUAUUGCAGCAAUUCGGAAUUAUGGUCAAGUGAAAGAAAACUCCGAACUAAAAUCACUAUUUCCGAUCGUAAUUGACUCAAUCCUGCGGGUUGGUGGACGGCUCAGAAACGCAGCUAUCUCGGAAGAUCGCAAACACCCAAUGAUUCUUUCUGCUAGACACCCACUUACCGAAUGCAUUUUGUUGCAUUAUCACCUCAAAAACUUGCAUGCUGGUCCACAAUUGUUGGUAGCAUGCGUUCGAGAAAGGUACUGGCCACUACGAAUUCGCAAUCUCGCACGGAAAAUUGUACAUAACUGCAUAAAUUGUUACCGCUGUAAGCCACAUAAUCUCGACCAAUUAAUGGGAGACUUACCACCUGAAAGAGUGACACCAACGCUGCCUUUCCUCAACACAGGCGUAGAUCUGUGUGGUCCUUUCUGCUAUCGCAGAAUGCGUAAAACUGCCCCUGUCAAAUGCUAUGUUGCAUUAUACGUGUGUUUCGUCACCAAGGCCGUCCAUGUGGAGUUGGUGUACGACCUAUCAACCGCAGCCUUCAUAGCAGCGCUGCAUAGAUUCAUCGCCCGCAGAGGAAAGUCGAAUGUAAUACAAUGCGAUAACGCCAAAAAUUUUAAAGGCGCAGCCAGAGAACUGAAAGAACUGUCGAUACAGUUCUACUCGCAACAACAUCAAGCUGAUGUUUCGAAUGUUUGUUCCAACGAAGGAAUUGAAUUUAAAUUCAUACCUCCUCGCAGUCCAAACUUUGGGGGGUUGUGGGAAGCGGCGGUCAAGUCUCUCAAACGUCAUCUUCGAUCAACAAUAGGGAAUUCAAUCCUCUCCCAAGACGAGUUCGUCACUUUAUUAGCUCGUAUUGAAGCUUGCCUUAAUUCAAGACCGCUGACCCCGCUCACCACAGACCCCAAUGAUUUGGAAAUACUAACGCCUGGUCAUUUCCUCGUGCAUCGUCCAUUAACUUCGUUUCCCGAGCCUGACCUUUCAGAAGUUCCACCGAAUCGGCUCGAUCGCUGGCAGCACAAUCAGGAGUUGCUCCGUCGUAUCUGGAAGAGAUGGUCCACCGACUACCUGUCCGGCCUCCAUCCACGCACAAAAUGGACACAGAUCCGGAAUAAUGUCACCGAAGGUACAAUGGUGUUGCUGAAGGAGGAUAACCUGCCUCCUUUAAAGUGGAAGUACGGAAGGAUAACCCACAUUUUUCGCGGCGAUGACAACCAUAUACGCGUCGUUACCGUACGGACAGCAACUGGAGAGUAUCGACGCUCCAUCUCGAAGAUAUGCGUGCUUCCUGUUCGUCAACAACACACUGAACCUACGCUCGAAUGA
Toxorhynchites rutilus septentrionalis is the source of this 5121-nucleotide messenger RNA. RefSeq lists its product as uncharacterized. The transcript is spliced from 2 exons. The coding region runs from base 1 to 5121 and encodes 1706 amino acids. Gene Ontology annotation, biological process: DNA integration. Lineage: Eukaryota; Metazoa; Arthropoda; Insecta; Diptera; Culicidae. The record is from RefSeq and is a predicted model, not a curated record. Gene Ontology annotation, molecular function: nucleic acid binding.